This is a messenger RNA of Schistosoma rodhaini, 2100 nucleotides long. Lineage: Eukaryota; Metazoa; Platyhelminthes; Trematoda; Strigeidida; Schistosomatidae. The record is from the annotation of a GenBank genome assembly.
AUGGAGUUGGAGAAUAUUGUUGCAAAUACUGUGUAUAUAAAGGCUAAAAGAAGUGGAGAUGAUGGAGACAAAGGUCGAAGCCGAAAGUGGAAGACAUUAUUAGCCUUCCCUCACAUAUCUAAUUGUUCAUACUUGAAGAAAUGUUUAGAUUUGAGUUAUGAUUUUAUUGUGGAGAAGCAGCCGAUUGGAAAGAGAUUGUUUCGGUUGUUCUGUAGGAGCAAUAACUUCAUUUCUGAUGUCGUUGAUUUUGUGGAUUCUAUUAACACAUUCGCGGUGUGCAUUCCCAGCGAACGUCAAAAGAUUGGGUUGGAAAUCUACCGCAGGUUUCUCUCAGACAUGAGUGGCAAAAAGUUUCAUCAGCUUGGAAACAUUGACGACAACUCAGUGUUACAUGCUCUAGAAGGGUCCAACGAUGCUUAUCCUGACAAAGAACUCUUUCGUUCAAUCCUCAAGAUCCUUGAAGAUUUCUUACGAAACUCACCGUUUUCUGAAUUUCUAAAUUCAAUUUACUUUAAUCGCUAUCUUCAAUGGAAAUGGUUAGAAAAAACACCAGUCACCAAACACACCUUUCGAAUGUACCGAGUCCUAGGCAAAGGGGGAUUUGGAGAGGUGUGCGCCUGUCAAGUUCGAGCAACUGGGAAGUUAUACGCAUGCAAGAAAAUGGAAAAGAAACGCAUGAAAAAGCGUCAUGCCGAAAAUAUGGCCAUGAUGGAAAAGGAAACAUUACAACGAGUCAAUUCUCGUUUUGUGGUCAAUCUGGCGUAUACAUUUGAAACCAAAGAUGCUUUGUGCCUAGUUCUUACAAUUAUGAAUGGCGGUGAUCUUAAAUUCCAUAUCCAUAAUAUGAAUAAUGGCAGUGGUUUCAAUGAGAAUCGAGCAAGAUUUUAUGCCGCAGAAAUCACUUUAGGUUUACAACAUAUGCAUACACAAAAUAUUGUUUAUCGUGACUUAAAACCAGAAAACAUUUUGAUUGAUGAUCAAGGACACGUUAGAAUUUCGGAUCUUGGCUUGGCAAUAUAUAUUGAACCUGGUGGUACAGCUAAAGGAAGAGUUGGAACUGCUGGUUAUAUGGCACCUGAAGUAGUCAUGAAUACACGUUAUACAUUCAGUCCCGAUUGGUUUGGAUUAGGUUGUAUUGUUUACGAAAUGAUUAUGGGACAAGCACCAUUUCGUCGACGUAAAGAACGUAUUCGGCGUGAAGAAGUUGAUCGUCGUGUAUGUGAAGACACAGAAGAAUAUAAUUAUAAAUUUUCCGAUAAUUCAAAAAAAUUUUGUCAAUCUCUUUUACAAAAAGAUCCACAUUGUCGACUUGGUUGCGAUGAUGCUGGUCCCGAAGGUGUUAAGCAUCACAACUGGUUUUCCUGUAUCAAUUGGGUACGUUUAGAAGCUGGACUUGAGGAUGCACCAUUUCUUCCUGAUCCUCAUGCAGUUUAUGCAAAGGAUGUUUUAGAUAUUGAACAGUUUUCUACAAUUAAAGGUGUUACUUUAGACAAUAAAGAUAUGGAAUUUUAUAAAAAGUUUUGUUCUGGUGCUGUUAGUAUACCAUGGCAGAAUGAAAUGUUAGAAACUGGUUGUUUCGAUGAUUUAAAUGAAUUUUAUAAAUCUGAUGGAACUUUAGUAGAUAAUUUAAAUCCCGAUACUCCACCUAUUCAACAAAACUCUCACAGUCAAAGUAUUUUCAGUAGGUUGUUUAAGCGUAAACAUCGACCACAUGGUCCCCCUAUUGAUGAUAACCAACCAAUAUUUAAUAAUACUAAUCCAGUAGACACUGAAGAGCAAAUAACAACGAGUGGUGUUUCAUCAGGAUUAGAAAAGGCUAAUAAAUCUGAUUUAUCGAUUGCUGAAACCAAGUUAUCAAAUCAAGAACAUUUAUUUAAACAAGAAAACAUUGUUAAAUCCGAUUGUUUAACGUCUAUAUCAACUAAUACACUCGGUACUCAGAAUGAUAUAAAGACUGAUGAUUUUCUUACAACAAAAACAACUAAUAGUCAUUGUAGUGUGGAUUCUAGCGCUGUAUCUCAUAAAAUUAUCAAUUCGAAGCGUCAACAUUCACAUUUUUGUACUUGUUUUUCAACUCUAUGCUGUUCUUGUACGAAAUAA